AUGCCGAAAGAGAAGAGGGACAGGAAGAAGAUGGGGACGGCGUUUAUAUACCCUGCUGGUCGUCCUAAAAAGGCUGGGUGUCAAACCUUCAUUUAUCGAUAUUUUAUUGUAUGGCGGCGGGGGAGCAUUUGCGCGACAGUGACUAAGACCACUCCGAGCAUCGUCAAAUUGUGUACGAGUCUCGUAGAUUGA
This is a messenger RNA of Chondrus crispus (carragheen), 192 nucleotides long. RefSeq lists its product as hypothetical. The coding region runs from base 1 to 192 and encodes 63 amino acids. The record is from RefSeq and is a predicted model, not a curated record. The transcript has a single exon. NCBI's taxonomy places the organism in Eukaryota, Rhodophyta, Florideophyceae, Gigartinales, Gigartinaceae.